AUGGGCCCACAUCAAUAUCUCUCCUUCGGCCUCUCUUCCCCUCAUUCCUCCACGGAAUACCUUAAAACCGUGUAUGCAACAACAUGGGCCAACCCUUCAACCCUCUCUUCAUGGCAUUUCUCUCCCUCAACCUCAACGCUUUCUUUCGGUAACUCGGUCGAGAUUACUGCUGCGGGGAGCUACGUUCAUGUUCAACCCCCUCCUUAUUACACUCUGACCGCGCCUGGGUUUGGUAGUAAGCCUGGUGUUGGGAGGUGGCUGGCAUCUGCCGGAGGUCCUACGGGGGAGUUGCAUAGGUUGGAUAGUGAGACGGGGGAGAUAGGGGAAAAAGUAAAAGAGAUAAUAUUUUUGAAGGGGGGGAAGGAGGAGUUAGAGUUUGCGGAUAAAAGUAGGCGUAGUUUGAGGUUUGGUGCGCACAGCUUUGAUUGUAGCAACAACAAUGCCGGAGCCGAAGAGGCAGGCGCAGGCGCAGGCGCAGGAGAGGAAAGUGGCAACGCUGUUGGUCAGGUAGCAUUUGUAGCAGACCUAGGAGCAAACGCAGUGCAAGCUUACUCCUUCCCUUCGCUCCGCCAUCUCUAUUCUAUCCCUAGUAUCCAAAAGGGGGAUGGACCGAGACAUGCAAUCCCUCACCCGCAUCUACCUUUGAUCUUUACUGUGACGGAACACACGAAUUUCGUUGAUGCUUAUUCCACUCCCCCUUCCUCCUCUAUUCCCUCUUCAGGCUCAGAGACGGACAAGAUAUCGUUGGAAGCUACAGCAAUACACUUGGCUCGAGCAGAUAUGCUGACUCGCACGCAAGCCACCAAAAGAGGCGAGUAUAGAGGCGAUACGCUCCGAUUUAGCUCCAAUCUGGAUUAUAUCUAUGCAAGUACGAGGGGUAAAACGGUGGAUACGAAAGGAUUGCUGCUAGCGUACAGGUUAGUAAUUGAAUCUUCAGCGCACAACGGAGAGUUGCAAGUGGAGAUGAAGCCAGUGGCGAGAUGGGAGACUAGAACAAGUGGUGGGAAAGCAAAUGCGAUCGAACUUGCACCCCAAACCCUCGCAAAAACCGAAGAAGGAACCGAAGCGGAAGCGGCCAACGGGCAAGACCUGUUGGUCUUAACCGAUGACGAACAGGGUUGGAUCGACGUGGUAAGUUUUGAUUUUGAAAAGCAACAGUUUAGGAUGCAAGCUACGACAAGGCUGCCCAAGUUGCAAGGAGGUGAUGAAUGGCAAGGUGCUAGUCAUGCUAUUUGGCUAAACUAA
Ustilago hordei is the source of this 1245-nucleotide messenger RNA. RefSeq lists its product as uncharacterized. NCBI's taxonomy places the organism in Eukaryota, Fungi, Basidiomycota, Ustilaginomycetes, Ustilaginales, Ustilaginaceae. The transcript has a single exon. Bases 1 to 1245 code for a protein of 414 amino acids. The record is from RefSeq and is a predicted model, not a curated record. Gene Ontology annotation, molecular function: 6-phosphogluconolactonase activity; protein binding.